UUAUCUAGGACUAUAUGUUUGCUAAAUGAAAAAAAAACAUUGUCAAGGAUUGGUUCCACUGUAUGUUUUGUAAACACGUACGAAUAUUUGUUUGCACUUGGCUAACAGGUGGAGGGUGGUUUUUACAGAUUGUUUGAAUACAUUUAAUUGGGAGUCAAUUACGAAAGUGGAAUUGCAAAACGUGAUUGAAAGCAGCGGGUCCACAAAGUAGUUAGCUAGCUUGCUGUCGUAUUUGCUUUCCUAUAUAGCUAGCGUAGUCAAAUAACAAGCACUAAUUGGUUUGUGGAAAACCCAAACAGUAGGAUGGAUGGGUGAGUGUCUGGUAUUUCCAUUUUUGUAAGUGUAUUAAGGUUCUCGAGAUUAGAAUUUGAUUCUUGGCCAAUUGCAUGACACUUCCUAUCCGAGGAUUUUGGACCUCUACAGUUGCAUUGUAUCAAAGACUCGAUUUUCGUUACAUUAAUCUUCCUUAGAUUUCUCCGGUGAUAUCUCUGCAUCGGAAACUUCCACAAGACUUGCUACUUUUACCUUCCAGCAUGUCUCACAGCAGCUACCCCUACAGAAGACCUGUCAAAGAUGCCAGGUCCGACUCUUACCAGGCUUCAGAUCAGCUACGCACAUCUGAUGACGGCAACCUUUACAGGAGAACGCAGGAGCCAUCUCAUUCCACUAUGUCAUCCUCUUCCUACUCAUCCAGACAUUCCACGAUGGAGACGCAUCAGUCCCAAAAGCCCCCAGAAAAAGCCCUGAGUCUCUUGUCUAGCUGUGGGCUGAAGCCGGAAGACCUGGCUCUGCUGGCGGAGCUGCCAGAGCACCUCAUAACCGUGGAGUCUCUUCCUGGUCUGCUUAUGGAGAUCAAAAACAAGAGGAGAAAACAGUCUUCCUCAUCCACCUCCCAUUCGACCACAUUUCACCCCCCACCUGCAAAUCUCAGCUCCAAGCCCAAACUCACCUCCACUGAAUGGGAGCAAAUUCGCUCCCAGCCAGUUCAGUAUCCACUGGAACAGACCUACAGAGAUCCCCAGCCUCAACCCCUUCCACCGGAGAAGGUUGCCAGCUGGCAAGACCGUUGGGGCAACCCUCGGCAGACUGGCUCUAUCACCCUUAAGCCCAGCUCAUCGUUUACAUCGGACGAGUCUAGCUAUGUGGUGGACUACAACUUCGGUAAGAAAGCUAAUGCCUUUCCCAGCUAUGAGAGGCCCUCUUACAGCACCGCACCUGGGAGAAGAUGCAGCAGCAGCAGCAGCGCUCCAAUUGCCUCCAGUGUAGACCUUGAUUACAGGUAUGCAACAGCAACAUCAGCAGACUACAACCAGGAAGAUUUUCCCAAAAGCAGGGUGAAGGUGGCCAAGAUGCCCUCCAGGAAGGCAGCUCUCGAUUUCCACGGAGAAACCCCCGAGACAUACCCUUGCGCAUGCUCUUUGUGCGAUAUAACUGUGCUCUCUGAGAAGUCCUGGGUAGCACACAUUAAUGGGCCCCAACAUGCAGACGGACAGCUUCUCCUCCUCCAAUUGUUCCCUGAUUGGGACUGUAGGAUGGAAAGUAUCAGCAGGAGUGAUGACCAACCAGCGAAGUCGAAGGCUGGAGAAGGGAAGGUCUCAUCUGCCCAGAGACCCAAUCAAAGCUCUGGUGGAAGACUGGAAAACAGGCCAAGAAACAAAAAAAAAAAGUCCCAGAGCAGUAGCAAAGUGGUGUGUGCCAAAUUUGAAGCCCAGACUUACGAGGAACAUUCUUUGAGGAGACUUGCUGAACAAUUUGGAAAAGUUGUCAAAAUGAUCAUGUUCCCUUCAUUGGCAUUUGUGGAAAUGGGCUCAAAUGGCCAGGCAAUGGAUAUAGUAAAAUACUAUACUGCAAAUCCUAUAGAGACAGAAGGAAAGAGAAUAACCUUUUACGUGUCGCAAACAUUCAACUUCCUCCAGAGUUCUAAGGUGUUGAGCUUCACACCUUCACCUGUGGGCAAGGAGGGCUACCUGGAUCUGAUGGCCAUAGCUAAAAGAUUUGGCACUGUACUCUACUCACUAUUCCUACCUUCAGUGGCUUUUGUGGAAAUGAGCAAUGCCAUUGAUGCUCAGAAGCUGGUUGAUUACUACUCAUCCACUUCACUCAAGAUAGAUGGCGUGUCACUCCAAGUGGCAUUUUCUUCUGAGUACAGCACACUGAGGAAUGUUCCCUCAACCAGGAAAUAUGAAGAGAGUUCUAAGAGACAAAGGUCCCCGAGUCCCAAAAACAGUGCCCACAGUCCAGGGAAAGACCCUUCACACAAGAGGGAGAGGAGAAGCAGGAGCAAAGAGAAGGAAGACAACGUUCAUAGCAGCAGAGAAGGAGAGCGGAGGAGGAGGACGAGGAAGAGGAGUGAAGAGGGGAACACGCGGUCCUCCAGCAAACACAGCUCUCCAGGUUCCUCCAGGAGUUCUCACACCAGAGACAGCGAAAAGGUCCCUGGGCCUGACAAAACAGUUAUCAAAAAAACAACCUCAAAACCUGAUGAGGCAGCUUCUCCUGGUUCCUCACAACCUCAGACUGAGAAGAAGACUACCAAGGAACAAGGGCUGACCAAGACUCAAGCCCCCACGGUAGAACCAGCUAGCACCCAUCCGACAGCCCAUCCAUGCAGCACUAAGGACAAGGCCCAAUUAGCCACCACGGAUCAGGUGGCCCAAUCAGAUGCAGAGAAACCCAAACCAGACGGUGUUUAUCAGAGUGCUGAGUGCAUCAAACAGGAAGAAGCCAGUGGGAGCUGUGACAUGACUGGGACUGUGGACAGUGACAUGGACAGUGACAUAGAAGGGAUGGAGGUGAUUGGGGAGGAUGGUGUACACAUGGAUGACUCCAUGGAGGAGGCUGUGUGCCUUGAGGAUAUGGAGCAGCAGGAGAGGUUAGAAGAUGAAACCAAGUCUUGUACUUCCGAGACGGACACAGCUGUAGCCCCAGAGGAGGAGCGGAGACAGGCCAAGGCAGAGGAAGUGAAAGGGGUAAAGGAGGAGGUGAUGGAACAGGCUGAGAUGGAGACAGCUCCGUCAGUAGAACUUUCAACUGCUGCUCCGUCAGGACAAGAACCAGAGCCAAAGAAAGAUGGAGAUGAUCUGAUAGCAUCCUCUACAAAGGAGGAAGAGGAGGAGGAUCCUGACUUUCCAGAGAGUCUUGAGAACUGUAUUACCUUAGAUGAGUUGGAAGAGGAGCAUUCUGAGGAUGAAGAUAAGAACAAAAGACACAGGUCUAGGUGUCACUACAGCAGAGUGAUCUACAUCAAUAAUCUUCCUUUUAGCCAUUACACAGACGUUCAGUUUGUGAAGAUUGUUAAGGGCUUGGGAAAAGUAGUGCGCUAUUUUCUCAUCCGAAAUCGUCGAGAGGGAUUUCUUGAGAUGUCGAGUUCUGAAGAAGCUACAAGAACUGCUAGUGAGCUGAACAUGAAGCCUAUUGAAUUCAAUGGUUCGCGCUUGGGCAUUCACAUAUCUCGGAAAUAUCACAGGCUUACUGCAGGGUGGAGGGUUGAGUCAGACUCUGAAUUGGACAGUGAAAGGAGAGGACACAGGACAAGGAGCACCUAUAGAAGCAAACAGACCAGAAACCGUUCCCAUUCUAAGCCUAAGACAUCAGAGAGAAAUGACUCUGCUAAAAAGACACCAGAGAAGGAAGAACCAACUGCCAAGGAGGACUCUUCUAUAAAAACUGAAGAAAACGACCCAUCAAAAAAGGCUGGAGAAUGCGAGGAGUCGGUUGCGGAAAAGGAGGACUUGACAGCAAAGGCUACAUCCAAGAACGUCAAAGAAAGGUCUGUGGUAUCAGAGGAACAAGCAGUAGGUUCCACCACACAGGACUCUGAUGAAAAUGGAGGCAAGGCUGACAAACUAAACACCCCAUAUUCUCAGGCAUCAGAUGAAAAGCAGGACCGUGAGGGGCCCCAGAAAAGGCCUGCUGAGAAGACUGAAUCCAGAGAAGAGGAGGUUCAAACGCAAUCAGACCCCAUAAAGACCUGGAUGGAUUCAUUCAAACCCAACAACCCUGUUGGAAUGGAAUUUGUUCGUCCUGUGGUGGGAUAUUUUUGCAACCUGUGUCAGGUCAUCUAUGCAGAUGAGGAUGAAGCCAAAAAGGAACACUGCAGCAGCCUGUCACACUACCAGAAGUUCAUGGAACAUGGAGAUAAAGACUGUACCAGCUGAAUCUAACCUCUAAAAGAAGUCACGAGAGAGAAGUUACUUGUUGAUCUAUGAAUAUUAUUUUUAAUUUCUUUUAAUUUAUUUGGUUGAUAUAAUCUCAAAAUGAGAACAUUUAUCAACCAAGUAAGAACUAGUUCUAUGCUCAAAAGUAUUAAACACUCAAAAGGUGAGUCAUUAAGAUGUUUAAUUUUGUUCCAAGAGAGACAUUAGGUGUUGGUCAAUCUUGGGUUGAAGAAGAUCUUUCCUUUCGUAUUUGAGACUGAAAGAUCAAAACUAUAUACACAAUUUGUAUGUUGCUAAAUUAAUAAAAUGUCAAACAAAUUAAGUCACAUCUAUAAAACGAUGUCCUGAAUACAAGUUCAAUUCUCUUUAAUAAAAAAAAUGCUACUUUU
Messenger RNA from Osmerus eperlanus (European smelt), 4546 nucleotides. It is a transcript of the gene matr3l1.1, whose product is annotated as matrin 3-like 1.1. Gene Ontology annotation, molecular function: RNA binding; zinc ion binding; protein binding. The transcript has 19 exons. The coding region runs from base 534 to 4157 and encodes 1207 amino acids. NCBI's taxonomy places the organism in Eukaryota, Metazoa, Chordata, Actinopteri, Osmeriformes, Osmeridae. Gene Ontology annotation, cellular component: nucleus. The record is from RefSeq and is a predicted model, not a curated record.